UCUAGUGAUGUUGUAGUCGUCGGGGGUGGAGUGAUAGGCCUGUCGACGGCAUACCAUUUAAAUGAAUUGGGAUUUCAUAAUGUAAUUGUCAUCGAAAGGGAUGAGAUAACCAGCGGAACGACAUGGCAUACAAACGGUCUGGUUUGGAGACUGAGACCAUCAGAAACAGACAUAACUCUAUUGAGUCGUACGCAUGAAUUGACAUUGCUGUCCCGCCGGGGAGUGGAGGCCACGGGUUGGAUCAAUAACGGGGGUCUGUUUUUGGCACACAAUUCCCAGCGUAUGCAAGAGUAUCAACGACUUCACGGUCUGUCCAAAUACUAUGGCAUUGAGUCUCAUAUAUUGGACAGAAAGCAAACGAUUGCGUUAUUGGAUCCGUUGAUCGACGAGAAGACCAGCGAUUUGACGGGCGGUCUCUACAGCCCUAACGACGGCUUUGUUGACCCGCAUAUGUAUUGCUCGGCACUCAUUAAAGGAGGUAAUGUUCAAGUGUUUAGCAAAUGUCGUCUCAUUGGCAUCAAUACGAUUGACGGCUUUAGGCGACGAAAAGUCAAUAGAGUUAGCGUUGAAUACGAGGGAGAAGUACGUGAUAUCAACACACACUGUGUUGUCAACUGUUCCGGUGUUUGGGCGCCAAUCGUCGCCAAAUUAGCAGGAAUAGCAAAUAUACCACAAGAAGCUAUGGAGCACUCGUAUGUGAUAACUGAGGCCAUCGAUGGCGUCAAACACAAUAAGACUCCUAAUAUCAGAGACCACGACCUGUCCAUCGCGUUUCGUGUCUCCGGACAAAGUCUAUGCAUCGGUGGCUACGAGUCGGACCCCGUCCUCAUCAGUCAUAAGGUCCACACUUUACAGCCGUUUGGUUUGUUUGAACUCAAUUGGGAUAAGUUUGGCGUCAAUUUGGAAAACUCAGUCAAAUUGAUGCCAAUAAUAGGCAAGACUGGCAUUAAGGCGACCACAUGUGGUCCCGAGUCGUUCACUCCCGACCACAAGCCUCUGGUAGGAGAAGAUCCAGAGGUUCGCGGCUUCUUUCACGCGAGCGCUUUCAACUCGUUUGGCAUCAGUCUCUCGGGUGGUAUCGGCUAUCAAAUGGCCAAAUGGCUCACAACAGGCGCACCAGAGAUC
Messenger RNA from Medioppia subpectinata, 1125 nucleotides. The record is from the annotation of a GenBank genome assembly. NCBI's taxonomy places the organism in Eukaryota, Metazoa, Arthropoda, Arachnida, Sarcoptiformes, Oppiidae.